AUGUACUUUCUUCUUGGUUGGCUCCCCAAAAACACCAUCGGAUACGAGUUUGCGCAAGUGACAUACAUUCCUGCCAACCUCCUCUUUUGUGGCCUUUGGUUUUUCGAGGCUUCCCUUUGGAUGAUAUUUGAUGAAGAUGAGCCAGCCUGGCACAAACUGGGAGAGGUUGUGUUGUCAGUGUUCUUUGUCCUUGAUGGUAUUAUGUGGGUCUAUGGAUGGCUUUUCCUGGAAGAGCCCCUGGCCAACAAGGAGCUUUUGAUAUACACGGCCAUUGAUUUUGCCAUAUACUUGUUCUACUUAGUCCUCGCCAUCCGCGCCGAAGCAAAGGCUACCCACGAGGCAUUGCUGGCCCAGCAAAAAGCACAAGAUUUGGAAGCUGCCGCUGCAGCCGGCAAUGUUUUGCCACCAUCCGACCAGCCACAAGAAACUGAAACGGACUUUAAGCUCAUGACAUGA
Seminavis robusta is the source of this 456-nucleotide messenger RNA. NCBI's taxonomy places the organism in Eukaryota, Bacillariophyta, Bacillariophyceae, Naviculales, Naviculaceae. The record is from the annotation of a GenBank genome assembly.